CGCCCGCAGGAUGGGGCGCGCUCGCUGCCCGGCCAGCCCGCGGCGGUCACACAGCGCAGCCAGCCCGCAGCCCGUGCGAGCAGCCAGCCCGCUCUGCCGCUUAGGAUGACUCGCUGGAAUCUGCCGCUAGUUCCUCUGUUGCUGAUAGCGGACGGAGAACAACCAAAAAGCUACACUGGACUAGACCAAGGGGAAGGAGGCAAGACACAUGACAAAAAUCAUAGAGUGAAAUAGCUGGAAUUCCACCCACUGGGAAAGGCUGGAUGGCAGAACCACUGUGCAAAGCUGCUGUAAAGAAAUGCAAAGAAACUAUGCCCCAGACGCCAAUAUUUUCCAGCAUGCUUGGUUCCAGUUGUAGUGGGCAAGUGCAGCCAGACAUGGGAGAGAGAUGUGUGGACCCUGUUUACCAGGAUGGGAACCUUGUUUCUGGAUCACUGGAGGCCUUGAUAGAGCGCCUGGUGCCCACCAUGGACUAUUAUCCAGAUAGAACUUACAUCUUCACUUUCCUACUGAGCUCACGAGUCUUCAUUCACCCACAUGAGCUCCUGGCUAAAGUGGGGCAGAUCUGCAUUAAACAGAAGCAGCAGCUGGAAGUGGGGACUGAGGCAGAAAAGGCAAAACUAAAAUCCUUCGCUGCCAAAAUCAUUCAGCUCCUGAAGGAAUGGACUGAAACUUUCCCCUAUGAUUUCCAAGAUGAAAAAUCCAUGAAAGAGCUGAAGGAGAUUGCUCACAGGAUCACACAAUGUGAUGAGGAAAAUGGAACAGUGAAAAAGAUCAUUAGCCAGAUGACACAGAAUCUCCUGAUGGCCCUUUCUGCACGGAGCCAGUACCAGGAAAUCAGAGAGAAAUUCCGGCAGCCUGUCACUGACAAGGGCACCAUCCUCAAAACCAAGCCCCAGUCAACCCAGAAGGACAUCCUGAGCGUGUGCUGUGACCCUCUGAUCCUGGCACAGCAGCUGACCUACAUCGAGCUGGAAAGGGUGAGCAACAUUUACCCAGAGGAUCUGAUGCAGAUUGUCAGCCACAUGGACUCCCUGGAUAAUCACAAGUGCCGAAGUGACGUGACCAAAACCUAUAAUUUGGAGGCCUAUGACAAUUGGUUCAAUUGUCUCAGCAUGCUGGUGGCUACAGAGAUUUGUCGGGUUGUAAAGAAAAAGCAGCGCACAAGAAUGGUGGAAUUUUUCAUUGAUGUGGCAAGAGAAUGCUUCAACAUUGGAAACUUCAACUCCAUGAUGGCUAUUAUCUCUGGCAUGAACCUGAGCCCUGUGGCACGGCUAAAGAAAACCUGGUCCAAGGUCAAAACAGCCAAAUUUGAUGUUUUAGAGCACCACAUGGACCCCUCCAGCAACUUCUGCAACUACCGCACGGCGCUGCAGGGCGCGGCGCAGCGCUCGCAGGGCGCCCACAGCAGCCGCGAGAAGAUCGUCAUCCCCGUCUUCAACCUCUUCAUCAAGGACAUCUACUUCCUGCACAAGAUCCACACCAACCGCCUGCCCAACGGGCAGAUCAACUUCAAGAAGUUCUGGGAAAUUUCAAGACAGAUUCAUGAUUUCCUGACAUGGAAGCAGGUUGAGUGUCCUUUUGAAAAAGACAAGAAAAUCCAGACCUAUCUACUUACAGCACCUAUUUAUAGUGAAGAAGCUCUGUUCAUUGCAUCCUUUGAAAGUGAAGGUCCAGAAAACCACAUGGAAAAAGACAGCUGGAAAACACUCAGGACAACUCUUCUUAAUAGAGCCUGAGAAAUUCGGAUCAGAUUUGCAGACUUCAAAGCACAUCUAAUGGACAUGUUUUUACAACCUGAAUGAAAGACUUGGACUGAGCUAAGAAAGACCUCACUGGAUGAGGUCUGUUUUGUACAUACAGUAACUUUUAUGAAAUAAAAUGUGGUAAAUAUUUCACACGUCAACCUUAAGGCACUUACUGAAGGGUUUUGGUUUUUUAUUUUAAAUAUAAGGGCAGGGCCCUGUUCUCAGAGAUGAAAUGUAUCAUGGGAGAUGGUAUCUUAUUCUAUCAGCAUCCAAAUUUUUAUUUUUUAUUACUUCCACCAAAACAAAUACAAAUUAAAACACACAUCCUAACUGAAGCCAGUGUUCAGGUUAAAUACCCCAUUGGACCAGUAUCCUGCAGAACACUCAGUAUGUCUCCCUAGCUUUGAAAUGAGGGCUCUCCUUCAAAUCAGCAGAAUUGUUCACAAGUGUUUGUUCCUCUCCUCCAUCAGCAAAUAGUGCCUUACAAGGUACUGAGCUUGUGUAGUUGUACCUUCUGACAGGGCUGGAAGUAAGGGAAAUAAAAAUAUGGAUGUCUCCAAACCAGCUACAAUGUACUUUUUAAAUAAAGUGGAGAAUUAUGGCACAUGAAGUAGAGUAUACCUGCCUGUAACACUGAUGGUGCAGCAAACCUAUUUUUGUUACGUGAUGUAAAGAGGUGAGAGGGGGUAACUGCUGGGUCUGUGUGUUUGUGUGUGAGUAUGUGUGUGUGCACUUGUGGGGAUGCACACAUGUCUAAGUGUUCAUACUUCUGGGAACUAUCCUUUACAUUCUGGCUGUCAGAAUAGUUUGUGUUUUCCUUUUGAAAAAUCAGGGAUUUUUUUUUUUUUGUUCUGUUUGAAGAGAAGAAUGUCUAACCUAGAUUAUAAUCUCUGCAACACAGGCCUAAAAUGCUUUUCUAAAAAGAGUCUUUGGAAAACAAAAAAAGUCAGCAUGGGCCAGGGAAGAAGGGGAAGUAAACUCAGAUGUCCAAUUUGAAGUUAAGGCUAAAGUUCCCAAAAACCUUAAGAAGAGUUCAUUGCUGUGAAUUGGUCAUUUAAUUUCAUUGGUUCCUUUGAAAAGUCCAGUCUGCACUUACAGACAA
Messenger RNA from Melozone crissalis (California towhee), 2850 nucleotides. RefSeq names its product RasGEF domain family member 1A (gene RASGEF1A). Lineage: Eukaryota; Metazoa; Chordata; Aves; Passeriformes; Passerellidae. Gene Ontology annotation, cellular component: plasma membrane. The record is from RefSeq and is a predicted model, not a curated record. Gene Ontology annotation, biological process: positive regulation of GTPase activity; Ras protein signal transduction. The coding region runs from base 264 to 1739 and encodes 491 amino acids. Gene Ontology annotation, molecular function: guanyl-nucleotide exchange factor activity. The transcript is spliced from 14 exons.